CGCGGCGGCGUCAAAAAUCUCCAGACAGCUUGGCUCCGCGCCUUUUUCGCACAAAAAAAAUUCUCGAGACUGCAAUUUCUAAGCGCAAAAGUUUUUGAUAAAAAUAUGAACUUCGAAUACAAGAUUCUGAAAGAGAAUUUCAUGGAAAUUGAUUCAAAACUGUGCUCUUUGCUGGAAACCAAUGAGAACCCGCCGGAGCCGGAGCCUCGUGCUGGAAAUUCCUCGGGAAGCACCUCGCACAUCGUGCUGGCCGAACUGCAGGCCAAUUUAAAAAAAUUGAAUUUGGAAAAUGCUCCUCACUUUCAGUUCCACGGCUACGGGUGCCACGCUUUGACCAAGAGGGCCCGCGACCACGAGAAGCCAAUUGUGAACGGGCGCUAUCGAAAGAAGUCAAGGUCGGUGUGGUGGUCGGGUGCUGCCACUUCUGGUCAGUGGCAGCAGCAUCGCCAGCAGCAGAGGCAGCAGCAGCUGCAAAGGGAGACUCAAUUCAAUGUGGCCCAACUGACUCCGAUGAUGCGUUCAAUUGGCCUACGUGGCGAUUGCGUGGAGCGCAAUGCCGUUGUUCGUUUGAUGAAUCUUUUUAAAUCGCUGCAUGACCACAUGAACCAGGACCUGGGCUUCGGGCCCGAAAACUCAUUUCCAUCGGACUAUCUGUUUGAUCUGCCCAAGAAGCGCACCAUGCCCUAUAGCCUGAAUCUGCGCUGUCAGGUGGAGGUGCUGUGCAGCAAGGCGGAUCGUUUUCUGGCCUGCCAGCGGCGCAUGGUGGAGGCCAAUCGCCACUUUGACUAUGUAAAGUACUCGGAGGGCGACAAACUUAUCAAGGGAUCGUUAAAUUUCCUAAGGUUGUUCAAGCAGUUCUCCACCUCCACGUUGCGCCAUCGCAAUGGCAAGUUCUUGGGACCUGCAGCCAUUUCUAAUGCCCAAAAACUGGAGGACUUGCUCAUAAAUCUGCGAGAGUGGCUGCGCUCCGCCUUUCUCUGCGUGUAUGUGUUUAACUGGGAGUAGUUUUAAACUAAGUAGUUUUUAAACUGGCAUGUAGACGCAACCAAAACGUUUGAACUACGGAGAAGGAUUGAACUGUGUGGCUGUAAAAUAGAAAGAAAGCUUGUAAUAUACAAAUUCCUACCUUUCUUUGGUUAAUUGUGCUUUGUAAAUUAAAGAAUUAACGAUCUUGUGGUUGGUAACGUGAAAAAGAGA
Messenger RNA from Drosophila miranda, 1197 nucleotides. Its product is annotated as protein bag-of-marbles-like. NCBI's taxonomy places the organism in Eukaryota, Metazoa, Arthropoda, Insecta, Diptera, Drosophilidae. The transcript is spliced from 3 exons. Bases 106 to 1005 code for a protein of 299 amino acids. The record is from RefSeq and is a predicted model, not a curated record.